AUGGCUACGCAUUUGAAAAUACAGCUUUGGAUGAGGUAUGUCUCGGUGCUUUUUAUUCUCCCAUUGACCGCUUUAGGUGUUACUCACUAUUCUGUUCCCGAAGAAAUGGAAGAGGGAUCUGUCGUUGCGAAUUUAGCCACUGAUCUAGGGCUGGACAUAAAAACUUUGAGUAAACGUAAAAUGCGUUUGGAUGUUGUAGCCAAUCGGAAAUAUUUAGAUGUGAACAAAGAAACUGGCGAACUGUAUAUUGUAGAAAGAAUUGACAGAGAAUAUCUUUGUAUAUCAAAAUCAGCUACAACAUGUAUUCUUAAACUGGACGCAACUCUAGAAAAUCCCAUUCGGAUGUUUCAUAUUGAAUUAGAAAUUAUGGAUAUCAAUGAUAAUGCACCACAUUUCCGACGGGAUACCAUGCACUUAGAUAUAUCCGAGGCUACUCCAGUCGGUGAGAGGUUUUCUUUGACUAACGCAGUCGACCCUGAUAUAGGCUCUAAUUCCGUACAAACCUACUAUAUUAGCGACAGCGAACAUUUCAGUAUAGAAAUUCAAAGUGGGCGAGACGGUUCUAAAUUUGCUGACUUGAUUUUGAAAAAAACCUUAGACAGAGAGGAGCAGGCCGUUCACAAUCUUAUUCUCACUGCUCUGGAUGAUGGAGUCCCAGCACGCUCAGGCACGGCUAACAUCGUUGUUCGCGUGCUGGACACCAAUGACAACGCCCCUCAGUUCGACAAAGAAAGCUACAUCAUACAUUUACUCGAAAAUUCACCGAUAGGAAGUCUUGUUGUCAAACUACACGCAACAGAUUUAGACGAAGGGUCAAAUUCUGACGUGACGUACUCGUUUAGUCUCUAUACCUCGGAGAAAACACAGGAAACAUUUAGUUUAAAUCCCAAUAAUGGCGAAGUUCGAGUCAAGGAAAUGAUAAAUUAUGAGGAUUUUAAAAUAUAUGAUAUGGAGAUCAUGGCAAAAGAUGGAGGAGUUAAUUCUUUGUCUGGUCAGUGCAAAUUAACUGUUGUUAUCACGGACAUGAAUGACAAUCACCCUGAAAUUUCCAUAAAAUCACUUCAAAGUCCGAUUAAAGAGGAUGUAGCCGUAGAUACAGUGCUUGCAGUAAUUAGUGUGAGUGAUAAAGAUUCAGGCGAAAAUGGCCAAGUCGAUAUUCAUAUUUCUGAUCAGUUACCAUUUGCAUUAAAAGAAUCUUCUGAUAACUACUAUGAGCUCGUAGUUUCAGAACCUUUGGAUCGUGAAAAAGUUCCAGAAUAUGACAUCACUAUUAUCGUCAUAGACAGAGGUUCUCCCCCAUUAUCUGACAAUGAAACGAUAACCUUAGAGCUAUUGGACAUCAAUGACAACGUGCCUCGGUUCCCUCAGUCCUUCUACACUAUACCUGUGAUGGAAAAUAACGCACCCGGGGCGUUAUUGAGUUCACUCACUGCUUUUGACCCUGACCUUCAUGAAAAUCAAUAUCUAGUUUAUUUUAUAGUCGAAAAGGAAAUAGUUAACACCUCUAUGUCCAUGCUGUUUUCCAUUAAUCCGGAGAACGGUAACCUUUACGCGUUAAGGACAUUUGACUAUGAGAUAGACAAGGAAUUCCUUUUCCACAUCGAGGCAAGAGACUCUGGCAUGCCUCAACUCAGCAGUAAUGUGACUGUUCACAUUAUCAUUAUGGACCAGAACGACAACACACCACUGAUAGUGUCUCCAUGGCGCGCGCACGGGUCCGUGAUCGAAGAAAAGAUCCCUAGAUCAACUGAUAAAGGAACUCUGAUAGCAAAAGUGAUCGCCAUCGACUCGGAUUCGUUACAAAACUCUCGGAUUACCUAUCAGUUUCUUCAGAACACAGACGCUUCUCUGUUUAGUUUGGAUCAAUACAACGGAGAGAUCCGAACUAUGAGAAUGUUCAGUUACAGAGAUGCGCGUCACCAGCGGUUGGUAGUGAUCGCCAAGGACAAUGGAGAGCCCUCGCUCUCUGCUACAGUCACAAUCAAACUGUCAACAGUAGAGACUGCACUUAAAGCCUACUCUGAUAUGACAGAAAUGUCUUUAGAGUAUGACAUCUUUUCAGAUUUGAAUCUGUAUCUGGUGAUCGGAUUGGGUUCAGUGUCAUUUCUUUUGCUAAUUACCAUAUUGGUGACUAUUGUGCUGAAGUGUCAAAAACCGAAGCCAAGUAAAGCAGCUGCUCCCUGUAGAAACAGUGUCAUCAGUGAGAGGAACUCAACCAUCGCAGAUUCCACUCUCGUCUCCAACGACGCAUAUUGGUACAGCUUGUUUCUUGCUGAGACGAGGAAGGGCAAGCUGGUAGUAAGACAGCCUGUGCCAAAGGGAGCGAGAUACAUUGUUUCAAGUAUCCCCAGGAGUACGGGACUUACUGAGACUAGCGAUUCAGCUGCUUCAACAUUGCAGGUAAGAAAUGGCGCAGUUUUUUCGCACAAAGUGUCUGAAGUGUCCCAUUGGUUUCGACUUCUAUUUCUAACUAAAUUCAUUGCGUAA
Messenger RNA from Chanos chanos (milkfish), 2487 nucleotides. Its product is annotated as protocadherin beta-16-like. NCBI's taxonomy places the organism in Eukaryota, Metazoa, Chordata, Actinopteri, Gonorynchiformes, Chanidae. The record is from RefSeq and is a predicted model, not a curated record. Gene Ontology annotation, molecular function: calcium ion binding. Bases 1 to 2487 code for a protein of 828 amino acids. Gene Ontology annotation, cellular component: plasma membrane. Gene Ontology annotation, biological process: homophilic cell-cell adhesion. The transcript has a single exon.